Molecule: messenger RNA, 1404 nt
Organism: Phaeodactylum tricornutum CCAP 1055/1
Lineage: Eukaryota; Bacillariophyta; Bacillariophyceae; Surirellales; Neidiaceae
Exons: 1
Coding region: 1-1404 (467 amino acids)
Molecular function (GO): protein binding
Source: RefSeq, a predicted model, not a curated record
AUGGUCACGUCGAAGUUUUCCGUCUCCCCCGGGCUUGUGGCGGAAAGCAGUGACAUCCGCGGCUACGAGAACUUUCCGCAAGGAUGCGCGUUUUCACCUGACGGUCUAUGUGUGUUAACGAGCACCGCGGGCGAUUCCCAACUGCGACUGUACAAUACGCCCCCACCCCCGGAGGAGGGGUGCCCGGACGAUCAGCAAAACGCAGCAAUACCUGAUCUAACGACGCCAUGGCAAGCAGCUCUAAUAAGUCAAGGUACCGACACAGUCCGCUCCUAUGAAUGGUAUCCUACCAUGGCCUCCAACAACCCCGCGUCGUGCUGUUUUCUAGCCACGUGUCGCGAUCAGCCGAUUCAUUUGUACGACGCCUACACGGGAGUUGUCCGGGCCACCUACCGUCCCUACAAUGCACUCGACGAACUGGAAUCGCCGACGGUUCUGUCGUUUCGUCCCGACGGCCAAAGAAUUGUGGCGGGAGGCUUUCGCACCGACCGUGUCCUGCACGUCUUCGAUACGGCCAUUCCGGGUCGGGAAAGCACCACCCUGCGACUCGGAAAAACGCGAAGAUCUCGGGACGGAGCCAAAGGACUCGUGUCGGCACUGGCGUGGGGCGGAGACAGCGGAAACGGGAGACUCCUCUGCGUAGGCACCUAUGCGCCUGGCUCGAUUUACGUGUACGACGAUCGGACCGGCACCACACCCAGUGGAGCCAUUCUGGAUGGAGUUUGUGUGGUAGGGCACGGUCGUAGUCACUCCAAGAAGAAGAGGAGGUUUGCGGUCGUCCAGAACGAGAACAGUGACGAAGAUAAUGAGGAUUCUAAAACAUGGUUGAGUGCCGCCCGGGUCAAGUGGUUCCAACAGCGAGCGCAAGGGGGUGUCACGCAGCUUGCAUUCGCGCCACACAAUCACAACUACACUCUCUUCAGUACGAGCCGACGAGGGAAUGCUGUUCUGGUCUGGGAUUUGCGGAUGCUAUCGUCGCAGCCUGACUACCAAUCAACUCCGGUGCGGGGCUUAGGGAGCUUUGCUACAGAUAAUCAAACGAACCAACGAAUUGAGUUUGCGCUGGACGAAUCGGGACAAACUAUUUUUGUAGGAGGCAUAAAGAGGUGUGUACGUAUAUAUGAUGUAGCUUCCGGAGACUGUACGGGAACGGUGGAUGGACUUGAUGACGUGGCGAACGGAGUGUCCUUUACCAAUUCCAGUCGAGGAGGACUUCUCGCCAUCGCCACUGGAUGCCGGCGGUUCCCUUCCGAAGAAGAUUUCGAUAACGAUACUUCAAUUACCGACGGUACGGGGGAUGCAAAACCAGGGUUUUUACGCGUGUAUCGAAUCCCGAAACCUGCAGAUUUGGAGGAUGAAGCAUUGACGGAAAAGUCAGAGCAAUUAGAUGACGGGUCCAUCUGA